AUGUUCUGCGGCAAUACAAAGUCAAGGGCUUGUGCUGGCUUCAUAAUUGAAGACUGGAUCAUUGGCAGACUUCCGCAAGACGGUGAAUGGCGCUUGAAUACAAUGGGGGUAUCAACGAGGGAAAAAUACUUGCAUUGGCGUGAUGUUGGGUGUCGUGGUAAGCGUUAUUUCCGUGUAGGGUAUCAUGGCACAGCAACUAUGGCAGACGAAUGCGUUGAUACUCCAAGUUUCGACCCAAUCCGUACAUUCUCUUGUAAUUCUGGUGAUGACGGCAAGUUGGAGGCACUAUCGAAGGCAGAUGGCAUUGGCAUACCAGUGAAGGCGAAUCAACCCACCUAUGAUUUAUUUGUUUGGCGUGCAGAAGAGAAGCGAGCGAUCAUGGUUCAAGUGACCGUGUUUCCAAGGCACACCGUUGUCAAGAAGGGUCUGAAGCAGCUGAAGGAGGCCGGUGCAAAUUAUCUCGACCUUAUUGUGGUAACGCCUGUGUUAAUCACGAAAAAGUCUUAA
Fomitiporia mediterranea MF3/22 is the source of this 507-nucleotide messenger RNA. RefSeq lists its product as uncharacterized. The record is from RefSeq and is a predicted model, not a curated record. NCBI's taxonomy places the organism in Eukaryota, Fungi, Basidiomycota, Agaricomycetes, Hymenochaetales, Hymenochaetaceae. The transcript has a single exon. The coding region runs from base 1 to 507 and encodes 168 amino acids.